Messenger RNA from Penicillium macrosclerotiorum, 2913 nucleotides. Its product is annotated as putative arsenite resistance protein Ars2. Gene Ontology annotation, cellular component: kinetochore. The record is from RefSeq and is a predicted model, not a curated record. The transcript is spliced from 4 exons. Lineage: Eukaryota; Fungi; Ascomycota; Eurotiomycetes; Eurotiales; Aspergillaceae. The coding region runs from base 1 to 2913 and encodes 970 amino acids.
AUGACUCUUUUCGUGGAAACCGCGCCUCCAUCCUACGCGGACUCUCUUCAUCAUCUCUCUUUGUCUACCUUCCCCGCGAUCGUCGAUUUCGCCUUUGUUUUCUCGGACCCCCUUCUUUUCCUGGUUCGCCACCUGGUUGAGUCGUUCGCGGCUAGAGCCGUUGGAUUGGACGAACUUAUUGGGACGCGAUGGAUUCGUACGAAGGAUAUGCGUCUCCCGGCAGAAGCCGCGAGCCGGAUUCAUUUUCGGGCCGUCCGCCUGCGGAGUCCUACAGACGCCGGUCACCGGCUCAUGAUGGCUCUAGUUUCUCAAGAUCGACGCCGUGGUGGUCGUGGCCGCUCCCGCUCCCCCAUGAUUGAUCGCUACGAGCCUACGGAACGCCGACCCCGAGAGGACUUCUACAACAGUUCUCGCGAACAUGCCGCGCGAGAGCGUGAAGAUCGCCGCCGACCCCCCUCACCAAACGUUGCGAACAUCGACCGCUACAUCCCGGGCCAGGAUGGCGGCAAGCGCCUACCUUUGAGCAAUCCUCUGCCCAACCCGCUCAGCCUUGAUUUUCAAGUCGGAUUCAAUUGGUUUGCCGAAUGGUGGCGAAGCGAACAAGAUAUUAAUGCGGAAAGAGAACGUGCCAAGCAUGGUGGCCGACGCCCAUCGGAUCGUGUCAAGGGAGAACGUGAAGCCCGCGAAGACCGAGAGAAAGAACGGGCCCAGAUCCAGGCUGCCUAUGAUUCAUACAAGGUGGAUCUCCAGAUCAAGUUGGCCAGGACAUUUGUGCAACAGCACUGCAACGAAGAGUGGUUUAAAGAACGCUAUACCUCCGAGGUGCGAGAUCCGCUUCGCAGUCGCUUGACGGCCUUCCGGAAAGGCGCAUAUGAUCAAUGGGAGCGUGAUCUGAACGGUGGUCUCUUCGAUGACUAUACCCUAGAAGGCAUCUACAAGAGUGAGAGCGAUGGUGCGGGUGGAAUUGUUGAAAAAGAAGAGGGGGAAGCCACUGCUGUUGGUGAGACUCUCGGUGUUCUCGACCUACUCCCUGUUCGAGGGGGCGAGCUGCGAGAUGAGACUCUGUCCCAGCCGGCCCUGCUCAUCAAAACCCUCGCGCCGAAUGUAAGUCGGAUCAAGAUCGAGGAAUUCUGCAAGGAACACCUCGGGGAAAGCGACGGUGGCUUCAAAUGGCUCAGCCUAAGUGACCCAAAUCCUUCUAAGAAGUUUCAUCGAAUGGGGUGGAUCAUGCUGCAUCCUGGCGCUGAUACUACCAAUAUCGUGGAACGUGGAGAUGGUCGCGAGGAGGAAGGCGAGGAAAUGGACCAUGAGGAUGGUACCAAUGGCAGCACGACGAUCAGUGCAGCCGAAAAAGCUUUGGAUGCAGUCAAUGACAAGACAAUCCACGAUCCCAUCCACGGAGAUUUUGUUUGCCAUGUUGGUGUACAUGUUCCACCAUCGCAACCGCGAAAGAAGGCAUUGUGGGAUCUCUUUUCCGCCCCGGAACGAAUUGAACGUGAUUUGGAGCUUGCCCGGCGAUUGGUUAUUAAGUUUGAUACUGAAAUGGGAGAAGAGGUGGAUGGGUUCGCCAAGAUCGAAGAACGCAUCGAUGAUUUGCGUGGCAAAGGCUGGCUUCAGCCUCCAGUCACAGGGCCCGUUAGUGUCAAAAAGCAGAAAGAUGACUUCGAUGAAGACGGCGCCGAGGAAGGUGAAAUGGAAGAAGGCGAGGAGAAGGAAAGUCCCGAGGAAGACGAAGUUGAUGACGAAGAACUCUUGGCCAAGAAAAAGAAGCUGGACUUGAUGGUCGAGUACCUGCGACGCGUCUACAACUUCUGUUUCUUCUGCGUUUUCGAGAGCGACUCUGUUCACGAGCUUAGUCGCAAAUGCCCCGGUGGACACCUUCGUCGCCCGCGAACCGGCCUCUCUAGCCAAGCCAAGGACGUUGCUCGAGCCAGCGCCCUCGGCCAGCCAUUCCCCGUGAAAAAGAAGGAGCCGAGUGAAGAUGGCGAGGAACGAGCUUCCCCCGUGCAAGAGAAACGACCCCAUCGGUUCUCGAAAUCCGAGCAACAGCUUCAGCGUGCUUUCAACUGGGUCAAGACUUUUGAAGACAAGUUGUUGCAGAUCCUGGAGCCCGAGAAUGCCGACCUGCGUAAGCUCGGUGGCAAGCCUGUUGACCAGGCUCUUGAAGACGAGCUGGCCAAGUAUGUCAAACAAGAAGAUGACUCGCGGUUCCGGUGUAAGGUACCGGAGUGCACGAAGCUUUUUAAGGCAGAAAACUUCUGGCGCAAGCACAUUGAGAAGCGUCACACAGAGUGGUUCGACAAUAUCCAGCGUGAUUUGUCUCUCGUAAACGCAUAUGUUCUCGAUCCUUCCCGCAUUGCUCCAUCGCGCUCUGAUGCCAAUAGUAAUGGCCAUUUCCCCAUGUCUGGCGGCCAAGGCCACGGCGGCACCCCACGUGGGUUCAGUCUGUCCAACAUGCCCCCCUACCUCGCGAAUGGGGCAAUCCCUGGCGGGUUCCCAGGGGCUGGCAUGCCAGGCAUGAUGGGUGCAGGGGGCGCAUGGGGCGGCAACGGGAUGGCCACUGGUGACGGGACCGGUCUGCACCAGCCAGGCGCCAUGCGACGCGGCCAGAACCGUCACAACCACCGGGCCGGCCCGUACGACCGCCGUCGAUUCAAUGGCAGCGGCCGACUCAGCCCUGUCCGCAUGGGUGGUUUGUAUGGCCCAGGUGGUCGACUUCCCACUGGUGCAGUUGUUCCUCCUGGUCAUCCGGCCGCCAACAUGGUUCCCAGCAACCCCUUCCCGGAUGCUAUGGGUGCUGGCGGUGGUCCGCAAGCUAUUCCCCCUCGUGAGGCAGUGCAGGGCCGCAGCUUAAAGAGCUAUGAAGAUCUUGAUGCUGUGGGCGGCUCUGGCAGUGGAGAGCUCAAUUACUAA